Messenger RNA from Ceratitis capitata (Mediterranean fruit fly), 572 nucleotides. RefSeq lists its product as uncharacterized. The transcript has 2 exons. Gene Ontology annotation, cellular component: mitochondrion. Bases 75 to 419 code for a protein of 114 amino acids. The record is from RefSeq and is a predicted model, not a curated record. Lineage: Eukaryota; Metazoa; Arthropoda; Insecta; Diptera; Tephritidae.
UUCAAAAAAUUGUUCAGUAGAUUUUUUAUUUGUGCUCUAUACCGUGUGUACGAAAACGAAAACAAAGUGCUAAGAUGCCUGAAUUAUCAGCAGCGGAGAAGGAUUUUCUGCGUCGCAAACAUGAGCAGACAUCAAAAUUGCGUGCCGAAUAUUUGAAACAAAUAUCCAACCCGCACAGACAUGCCACGGGCGAAGGUGGCACUUUGUUUGAUGCCGGUUUGGCACGUUUCCAAGCCAUGCGAGUCUCCAAUUAUGAACACUUUAGGCCAACAGGUGUUGCUUUUCGUGCGGGAUUCUUCGCGGUAAUACUGCCAAUUGCCGUCUACGCUUGGGCGCUGAAAUCAGAACGUGAUGGACGCGAACAAAAGUAUCGCACCGGACAGGUGGCAUACAAAGAUCGCCAGUUUAAAUUCAUUUAAAUUCCUGAUUGUUGAAAUGGGCUUAGCGAAAAGAAACGAUCAUAUUUAAAAUAUGUGCAUUAUCUUUUAUUAAUGAGUAUACAUAGUCUAAUUAAAAUGGAAACAUGAAGAAAAAAAUUGCGAUUGAUAUAAAUAAAAUUCCAGUCACAUCUA